Eutrema salsugineum is the source of this 1546-nucleotide messenger RNA. Its product is annotated as flavin-containing monooxygenase FMO GS-OX-like 6. The record is from RefSeq and is a predicted model, not a curated record. Bases 22 to 1431 code for a protein of 469 amino acids. Lineage: Eukaryota; Viridiplantae; Streptophyta; Magnoliopsida; Brassicales; Brassicaceae. Gene Ontology annotation, molecular function: NADP binding; flavin adenine dinucleotide binding; N,N-dimethylaniline monooxygenase activity. The transcript is spliced from 5 exons.
GAAUAGUAAUUCUCUGAUACUAUGUCACCACCACAUAACUCACUCAACUCCCGUCACGUGGCCGUUAUCGGAGCCGGAGCCGCCGGACUCGUGGCGGCUCGAGAGCUCCGGCGUGAAGGUCACACAGUAACGGCUUUCGAGCGUCAGAAACAAGUAGGAGGACUCUGGGUAUACACUCCAAGCGUCGAAAGAGACUUACUUAGCCUCGAACCGGAUCGAACCAUCGUCCACUCGAGCAUCUACGAAUCCCUCCGCACCAAUCUCCCUCGAGAGUGUAUGGGUUACAGGGACUUCCCGUUCGUGACCCGACCCGGAGAUGAGUCCAGGGACCCGAGACGGUAUCCGAAUCACAGCGAAGUUAUGAUGUACCUGCAAGACUUUGCCAACGAGUUCGAGAUUGAGGAGAUGAUCCUAUUCGAGACGGAGGUUUUACGGGUUGAGCCGGCGGCGGUUGACAACCGUAAAUGGAGAGUUCAGUUUAGGAACUCAAGAGGUGUCUCCGGCGAAGAUAUAUUCGACGCAGUCGUUGUUUGUAAUGGUCACUUCACUGAACCUCGUCUUGCUCAUAUUCCUGGGAUAGAUUUAUGGCCAGGAAAGCAAAUCCAUAGCCACAAUUAUCGUGUUCCAGAUCCAUUCAAAGAUCAGGUGGUGAUAGUGAUAGGAAAUCAAUCCAGUGGAAGAGACAUUAGCAAGGACAUAGCAACGUUAGCAAAAGAAGUCCAUAUUGCAUCUAAAUCCGGUGCAAACGGAAAGAAGAGUUCCCGUUAUAGCAAUCUACAUAUUCAUCCAACGAUAGAACGUGCCAAAGAGGAUGGUUCCGUCGUUUUCCAAGAUGGGAUAGUGGUAUACGCCGAUGCCAUAGUGCAUUGCACCGGUUACAAGUAUUGCUUCCCGUUUCUUGAAACCAACGGUCACGUAACCGUCCAAGAUAACCGUGUUGGACCACUCUACAAGCAUGUCUUCCCGCCUGGGCUUGCCCCCGGGCUCUCCUUUAUUGGUUUACCUACAAUGGCGCUACAAUUUAUCAUGUUUGAAAUCCAAAGCAAAUGGGUCGCUUCGGUUCUAUCAGGUCGAGUUAAGCUUCCUUCAGAGGAAAAAAUGAUGGAAGAUGUUAUGGCUUUCUAUGAGAAGCUUGAAUCUUUGGAUAUUCCCAAGAGGUUUACGCACUUUCUAACGGAUCCUCAUUGGACUCCGAUGUUUCAAAACCUUAAGCCGCAUGAAGCGGUUUUGAUCUCACAAAGUGACUACUUCAAUUGGGUCGCAGAACAGUGUGGUUGUCCGUCUAUUGAACACUGGAGGGAGAAACAAUACAAUAUCGCCAUCAAGAAAACUGGUGAUACUUACCGUGAUGAUCAAUGGGACGAUCAACUUAUCGAAGAAGCAUACCGGGAUUUUGCUAAAUUCAUCAAACCGACCACUAUAGCUUUCUAAGUACAGUAAAACCUCUAUAAAUUAAUACUCGAUAAAUUAAUAAUCAAUAUAAAUUAAUAAAUUUCUUUGGUUUCGAGUUGGGACCAGUAUAAAAAUCCAUCAAAUUCGAUAAGAU